AGACGCUCCCUGAUUCUGAGAGCAUCUUUGCUGGGGAGAAGGCAAAGUGUGCUCCAAACAGAAGCCACAGCUCCUCCUGCUGCUUCUCUUUGCUGCUAGGUGAAUCCCACACAGCUCAACAAGAUGUGCAAAGGACUUGCAGGUCUCCCGGCUUCUUGCCUGAGGAGUGCAAAAGACAUGAAGCACCGGCUGGGCUUCCUGCUCCAGAAGUCAGACUCCUGUGAACAUAACUCCUCCCACAGCAAGAAGGACAAAGCGGUGACAUGCCAGAGAGUGAGUCAAGAGGAAGUGAAGAAAUGGGCUGAAUCGCUGGAAAACCUGAUUGGCCAUGAAUGUGGGCUGGCAGCUUUCAAAGCUUUCUUGAAAUCUGAAUACAGCGAGGAGAACAUUGACUUCUGGGUCAGCUGUGAAGAGUAUAAGAAAAUCAAAUCCCCCUCUAAACUGAGUCCGAAGGCCAAAAAGAUCUAUAAUGAAUUCAUCUCAGUUCAGGCAACAAAAGAGGUGAACCUAGAUUCUUGCACCAGGGAAGAGACAAGCCGGAACAUGCUAGAACCUACGAUAACAUGCUUUGACGAGGCCCAGAAGAAGAUCUUCAACCUCAUGGAGAAGGAUUCAUACCGUCGCUUCCUCAAGUCCCACUUCUAUCUUGAUUUGGCCAACCCUUCCCACUGUGGGUCAGAGAAACAGAAAGGAGCCAAACAUUCUGCAGACUGUGCCACCCUGCGCCCCCAGUGUGCCUAAUUCUCUCCCGGGGUUGGAUGGCUGAAAUGCUGAGACUCUAUGCUCUGGAAAACUUGAGGCCAGUGCUUUAUCCAUAUUGUAGCCUAGUGUUCAUACUGCCUGCCAUGUGUGAGUCACUUUCAUGUGAGAACUAGGUUUAGUCUUGGUGUUUGGGAGUUCAUCAGGUUGGGACCUGAUUCCAAUCCAGCUUUGCCAAGUUCCUCUUAGAAUGCCGUGUGAGCAAAUAUUCAGAUAAUGGCCUUGGAGCUUGGGAUUUUCAGAGGUUGUUGAUGCUUCCUCCUCCCAAGAGUUUGACCUCAAGUUGGUUGGUUGAUACAUGUCAUGUGACAUUCAAGGGCACAUGUUUUCUGUUAGCCAGCAUUUUCUCCAGACUCCAGAUGUUUGGAUGAGGCUAAUCUGACAUAUCUAUGUACAUGUGUGUGUCUAUACACACAUGUGUGUUUCUCUGUAAGAAUAGCUGGGAGGGAAAUAUCCUAGGUGCUCAUAACUAGAGUGUAUGCACUUACAUGCCUGUUCCGAUCUGUGGUCUUUCAUACUCAUUUGAACAGGGAAAACUAAGCUAGCCACCACGUAGGCUAAGAAAGGAAUACCAGCUGUGGAAGAUUGACUCUGUAAAACUGCACUGGUCUUUCUGGAAAAGUAUCCAUGAAACUUCAUGUUUAAUUUAGCCACCAAUAGCCUCUGCAUUAAACACUAUUUGACAGAGCAAAGACCACAAAAGAAUCAUACAUCGGACUGACACAGGACUGAUCUAGAUUGAUGGUCAUUAGUGACACUUCUCAGUCCCUCAAGCUGCUGGCUUCUGCUCUUUGCCUGGGUGCUCAGGGCAUACUUAUUAGCAGCAGGGUUGGUAUGGGCUUGGGAAAUGGAAUAAUUGAGCUGAAUGAAGAAAUUCAGUUAAAGUCUUUCCAGCUACACUUACCACAAUUUAUUGGCUAAGCAAGGGUAUCAACCGCAAAGGUCAUUGUCAUGAUCCUCUGUCCUUCCCCCUCUCUCAAUCAAGGUGCUUUUCUCAUUUUUGGUCUUGAGAACCAUAGCCACCAGAUGUCUCCUUACUUUGUUCUGGUUAGCUGGCACUUCCCCUGGGAAUGGUUGUAGCCCUAUGCCUGUGCGUACAAGCUGGCAUCAGGGAAAAGGCUACAUUGUAUAAAGGGGACACAGGUUCGCAAGCCAGAAUGCUCUUACAAGGCAAAAUCUUGUUCAUUUCAUCCCAAACAUCAAGACUAACCAAGACGGUAGAUGCUUCUUACAGGUUCAGUUACAACAAGAGAAUAAAAGAAAAA
Ochotona princeps (American pika) is the source of this 2024-nucleotide messenger RNA. It is a transcript of the gene RGS4, whose product is annotated as regulator of G protein signaling 4. NCBI's taxonomy places the organism in Eukaryota, Metazoa, Chordata, Mammalia, Lagomorpha, Ochotonidae. The transcript is spliced from 5 exons. Bases 124 to 741 code for a protein of 205 amino acids. The record is from RefSeq and is a predicted model, not a curated record.